AUGCUGAAAAAGCAACGGGGAGAGCCUGGAGUUACUACAGAUGUUCAAGUGUUAAUCCUUGAGGCUGUCAUUCAUGCAUCGCGUCCCCUUCGAUUGAAUGAACUGGCGAGCCUCUUGAAGUGCGUUCGCCCUGACAUCACCCAGCCCAGCGCCUUCAAAAGUUUGAUCGCAACUAGCUGUGGGCCACUGAUCGAGAUCCUCGAGGAUGAGACUUUGCAGGUCAUCCAUCACUCUUUCACGGAAUUCCUACGUGGAGAUACUCGCAGCGCCUCCACUGUUGGCGCAUCUGAUUUCCCAAUCAUCGACUCUCUUCAGGCACACAAGCAUAUGGCCAUGAACUGCCUUAUUUAUCUGCAGUCCGGAUCACUGCUACUGGACAGCGAGCAGCCCAACAACUCAGCUGUCGAUCCGUCGGUGACAUUCGAAACACCCAGACACAAAGUCGACCGCGACGCGCGGUAUUACAGGCGUGAACACCUUGGUAUUCGAGACGAACAUGAUGCUUUCGAGUACCGAUCAGCUCGCCUACAAUAUCCAUUCCUCAGCUAUGCGGUUGAGAAUUGGCCAUACCAUGCCUCAAACUACGACGUGGAUGAUAGCAAAUUCUUCAACACCAUCAUGGAAUUUCUGAACUCUGGGACCCUUUCGUUUCUGCGAUGGCUUGUCCUGGAAUGGGGAUCAACAUCAAGCGACAAAGGAUCGCCAAAGGGGAUCCCUACGGGUCUUCACAUUGCAGCCUUUGCAGGACUAACUCAGUUCGCCUCUCAGCUCCUCAAGCAAGGCGUGUCAGUCUCGGCAGUUGAUGCUCAAGAGCGGGUUCCAUUGCAUUGGGCAGCGACAAAUGGUCACGAUAAAGUCGCCGCGCUCCUCCUCCACAACGGGGCCAAUCCCGAUGCCGAAGACGGAAGAGGGCUAAAACCCAUCCAUCUCGCAACCUUCAAGAAUUACGCCAAGGUCGUGACCGUCUUGCUUGAAGCAGGUGUCAAACCAAACACUAUAAAAACAAGGGAAAACCGAACAGGGCGUCUCCUAGGUGGCGAAAGAAUCACAAAAGGCGAAUGCUCUAUAUACUAUUCCAGUAGAGGAGGGCACACAGAGGUUAUUAUUGCUAUGAUGCCCUUCUGCGAGCUACAGAUGCUAGAGCAGCUUCUGUGCCAAUGCUGCCAGUUCAGUCGAGCAGAUGCAGUUCAAGCAAUCUUGGGCAACUCGCCUGUCUCGCCUAAUGCAACCUACGAAGGGGCGACAGCAUUGUAUUUUGCUUGUGCCAUACCCGAUGUCAAGAUUGUCGAGGAGCUCAUUCGCGCAGGUGCAGAUGUCAAUAUGGUAUCCCAAUGGCAAUCGAGACGACGGAUGAAUGGCCCACGCCCUCAGAAGCGGGAAGAUGCAACACCACUGCAUCGCCUGGUAGAGGUCUGGGAAGAGAAGAAUGAUUCCGAUAGCAAAAAGGUUCUAACAAUGUUGCUGAAAGCUGGUGCUGACCUUGAACGGUUUGAUGGCCGUGGAAAAACUCCCUUGGCCAUUUCAGCGCAAGAUCCCCGAUAUUCUGGCGAAAGGGGGAAUCAUUUACUGGCCCUGAAGGCCUUGGUAAGAGCUGGCGCCAAUGUCAAGGUCAUGGGCCAGCCCCCGAAUGCGGACACAAUACUGCACCAAGUUCUUGAACACAGCAGGGACUUAGAAGUUAUUAAGCUUCUGGUGGAACACGGGUGUGACCCGAUGCAGAAAAACGAGUCUGGACACACAGCUCUGCAUAGAGCUGUAUCCGAGACGGGCUCCUACAAGCCAGACACCGACUCCAGAAGGAUGGAUAUCGUGAAAUAUCUCCUCAACCAAGGUGCCGAUCCUUGUGGAAAGGAUAGGUAUGGAAGAACACCACUCGGCAUUGCGAUGUCCGGAGAAUCGGAUAUAUUUGAAGCCUUGUUCGAGAGGGCAACCGACAAGUCCGCGACGGAAAAGUGCUGGUUCAAUCUUUCAGAGAUAAGCAAUGCAGACAGGUUCACCCAUUAUCUUGAACUUCUACUUGCUGCAGGGAUCGAUAUGGAGAUGGUGGAUUCAAAUGGCAACACUCUCUAUUUGAAUUGUGUAAGAGGAGGUAAGGAACGAUUGCGUAUCCUGAAAGAUCAUGGUGCACGGACAGAUGCCACAGACUCCAAUGGGAACAACGCAUUACAUCGUCUCUGCUUCUACGGAGCGCGGCGUACAGAGGAAAUGGAAAUGUCCAUAGAGGAAGGCAUUGACCCUCUUGCCACCAAUGACAACGGAGACACGCUUUUACAUCUUGUCGCAAAAGAGUAUGACGGUACAAGAGAAUCUGCUGGUCUUCUUGGUUGGCUACUCAGUCUUGGUAUUCCAGUCAACGCUGUCAACAAUCAGGGUGCCACUCCUGUACAUGUGUUCCAAACCCGCAGACGUACUGGGAGUACCUUGCUUGACAACAAGCGCAUUCACUUCCUGGAUGUCUUGAACCGGAACGGUGAGGUCGACUUGCAGAUCCGUGAUAACGAUGGGCUGUCACCGCUUCAUCUGGCAGCCAUGACAUCAGAAGUUGAAUUGGCCGAGCUCAAGAAACUCGGGCUUGAUUUCAACUAUCUAACUUCUGACUUACAAAACGUCCUUCAUCUGGCAUGCCGAGCUCGUAAAACCGGCAUUGUUGCACAGAUUCUGGAAACCGUCCCCAAUAUAUAUAUGAACCAACAAGACCAAUUUGGUAGAACGCCACUUCAUUAUGCCUGCAGUUCUGGCGACCCCGAGAUUGUUGCCUGGCUUUUACGCUACGGGGCUUCAACCUACAUCAAAGCAAACGAUGACUCUUCUGUCUUGCAUGCCUGUGCGGAUAUCAGAAUUGAGCAGAGCAUAUGGAACCUCCAAGCACGAGAGUCCCCAUGGCUGCGAAGGCCAUGCGUUGACCGAUUUCGGCCUCGUGCUGCUAACGACUAUCCAAGAGACCCUUGGUAUCAGGCUGAAUACUCUACUCCUAAAGUUGAUAUUCAGAGACAGUCAUCGCCAGGAGUUGCGACCAUCAUUGAAAUGCUAGUUGAGCAUGGUGUAGACCCUAGUUGGUUAGAUGAUCGUAAUCGAACAGCCUUGGAUUUGGCUCUCUUUGCGGGAUGCCCUGAUUUUGCGGAAAUCUUUUCAGAGGACGAAGAACUGUUCAAAAUGGCUACAGUACGACUAGAGAAGGAGAACGACAGUGCAAAGGUGGAAGAAAGACGGAGAGGCAUCAAAUUACAAAUGCUUCUGAUGUGUCCGAAAUCUUGCUGGGAAGUCUUACGUCGAGAUGAAGAUGGGUUCAAGAGCCUCAUGGACAAACCUCAAACCUUUCUUAGCCUCCUCUCCACCCAGGACGCUGCGAGAUUAAUGGAUCAAUGCGUUGAAACUGCACCAUUGGCAACGGGAACUUACGAGUUACUCGAGCAAAUUAUGAGGCCGAUUAGCUGCCAGACUUUCAAUCACCUUUCUGCUAUCGAGCAUGCACCAGGACUCAUCAAGUACUACAGCAACUAUGAGAAUGCAAAAGCAAGGCUCAAGAAAGAGAUCCUCGAGGAACGGUGGCAUCCGGAAACCCUUAUGACUGCGCUAAGCCUGGCUUGCUCCCAAGAGGAGUCAAGCAUGCUCACAUUGCGGUUACUCGUUGAGAAAUUGAAGGUUGAUGUUAACGCUAAUUUUGCGUUGUCAAUUGGCGACAGAUACGACAAACGCAGUGGCGUAACCCCGGGUGGAACGGCACUGCAUGUCCUUGCCGAGGCGAAUCAACACUGGCAGUUGGAAGGCUUAAGGUAUCUGAUCGAAAACGGAGCCAACGUUAAUGCUUUGCGCAAAGAUGGACAGACGCCACUUCAUAUUGCAGCUGGGGGGUUGGUCCAUAAGAAUCGCGAUGUAAAAGGUCUAGCGAGGCUAGAAGCUGUUAAGAUACUCCUUGACCAUGGAGCUGACAUCAACGCACUUGACAACUCCAAAUUAACUCCCCUACAUAAGGCAUCGAAUGCACCAGAUGUCACAAAGGAACUGCUCAGUCGAGGCGCAGACGCAACCAUUGGGAAGGAAAGCCCUUUGUUUGAAGCAAUUUUCGACCAGAACCAGGAAGUAUUGGAAGCACUCCUCAAGCACGGGUCGAGUCCUGACAUACUGAGCGAAGCGAAGCACAGUCGGGACGUGCAUUAUAACCUGACCAAGUCACGCCACGUUUAUCCUGUGCUUUGCGCUGCAUUCGCUGAAAAGCUCAAUACACAAGUUGCCAACUCAAUACCCUUACUACGAAUACUCAUUGGGCGUGGAGCAAAUCUCUAUCUACCUCUGAACGAUGAUGAAACGCUAAUUCAUUUCCUCUUUGUGUACCCAAAAUAUGAGGUUAUUGACGAGCUUCUGACACCGCCAUGCGCCUCACAAAUUGACUUCAACCAUCGCAAUCAACAGGGCCAGACUGUUCUUAUGGCUGCUUGUAACUGGCGGGAAACAUUGCCCGGGUUCUCUCAUAGGCAUUGGGAAAAGCUCCCUACGGGACCUCCUGUACGGAUACUGGAUCUUGGAGCCGAUGCAACACUCGUUGACAAUCUUGGUAAGACAGCGCUCCACCACCUGCUGAGUAACCCUGGCUUGCCUGAUGACACCCUCAUUGAGUUCAUCAAUCGAACAGAGGUCGCCCCGACCCUCUUUCAGGCAGACGAGGAAGGAUACUUACCACUCCACUAUGCUCUCCGACUAUUGCGCCCUAGAGUCUGUGAAGCACUGCUCAUGAAGGGGGCUGAUCUGCUUCAACCCGACCCAGAGGGCCGCACAGCCCUCCACUAUAUAGCCUCGCAAUGCCUUCUCAACACACGAGAACCUGGAUCCCCAGGUCGACUGAACAUCGAGCUUGGUGACGGCUACUUCAAGCAGUGUCAUGUUCUAUGGAAAAAGUUCAUUGGCCAAGGAGGUUCUAUCAAUGUUACCGACAAAAUUGGAAACACGCCUCUGCACACAUAUCUCUCUUCGGCCCCAAGUAACGGUUAUGAUUGUCACCCAGAAUCAUGUCAUACUGACCACUUCAUGAUUCUGUUUCCGGAAGGUAGUGAUGUUGAUAUUUUUGCGCUGAACAAAUCAGGAGAGGGAGCGCUACACAUGAUUGCAGGGAGAGAGGAUUUUUAUGUUACGGUUGAGGGGCAUGACAAGAAACUGUUUCUUUUGAUGAUGAACAAAGGUUUAGAUCCACUGAAGGAGGAUGAGAAAGGAAGAAGUGCGUUAGAUAUCGCGAGUGCUUGUGAGAAGGAUGAUAUUGUCAGUUUGCUUGGGAGGAAGUAA
This is a messenger RNA of Fusarium subglutinans, 5274 nucleotides long. RefSeq names its product ankyrin-3. The record is from RefSeq and is a predicted model, not a curated record. Gene Ontology annotation, molecular function: protein binding. Gene Ontology annotation, cellular component: cytoplasm; nucleus. The coding region runs from base 1 to 5274 and encodes 1757 amino acids. NCBI's taxonomy places the organism in Eukaryota, Fungi, Ascomycota, Sordariomycetes, Hypocreales, Nectriaceae. The transcript has a single exon.